Molecule: messenger RNA, 1076 nt
Organism: Nannospalax galili (Upper Galilee mountains blind mole rat)
Lineage: Eukaryota; Metazoa; Chordata; Mammalia; Rodentia; Spalacidae
Gene: Nxnl2
Product: nucleoredoxin like 2
Exons: 2
Coding region: 205-675 (156 amino acids)
Biological process (GO): photoreceptor cell maintenance; sensory perception
Source: RefSeq, a predicted model, not a curated record
CUGUUUCCCCAGCAUCUGCAGGCGCUGGUGCGCUUGCCGCUCCUUUCCCGGCUCCCGGUGCUGCUCUGCCCGGGAGGCGGGGCCGGGGGCGUGGCCGGCGGGGCUGAGCAGAGAGCAAGGCUCUGCAACCCGUCCGCCGACAGGUGGCCCCGCACCUGCAGGCGCCGGUCUCCCCGCUGCGUCCUCUGGGCUGUGGCCGGGGCGAUGGUGGACGUGCUGGGCGGGCGGCGCCUGGUGACCCGCGAGGGCGCGGUGGUGGAGGCGGAGGCGGCGCUGCAGAACAAGGUAGUGGCUCUGUAUUUCGCCGCGGGCCGGUGCGCCCCCAGUCGUGACUUCACGCCGCUGCUCUGCGACUUCUACACCGCGCUGGUGGCGGAGGCGCGGCGGCCCGCGCCCUUCGAGGUGGUGUUCGUGUCGGCGGACGGCAGCGCCGAGGAGAUGCGGGACUUCGUGCACGAGCUGCACGGAGCCUGGCUGGCGCUGCCCUUCCACGAUCCCUAUCGACACGAAUUGAAGAAGAGGUAUGACAUCACGGCCAUCCCCAAACUCGUGAUCAUCAAGCAGAAUGGAGAUGUCAUCACCAACAAAGGGCGGAAGCAGAUCCGGGAGCAUGGGCUGGCCUGCUUCCAGAACUGGGUGGAGGCAGCUGACAUUUUCCAGAACUUUUUGGUGUGAAUCUGGAGGGACCUGACAGGUGCUGGGUCUGUCUGCAAUGGGGGAGCUGUUGCUUUUCCUCUCUGCUGAGGGAUUUCAUAACAGAGGUGCUAAGCUAUGACAGAAAGUGAAAGUUGCUCAGGAAAAAUAAUACACACCCUGUGUGGAUCCUUCCGCUCCUGUGUAGACAUUUUUAUUUGUUUAUAGCUUUAUCUACCUAUGCCUAGCCUCCAGCAUUUAUCUUCAGGGAACUAUAGAGAUCUAUGCGAGCAAGAUAUUCCUUUCUAGAGGUUUCUUUGGUAAAAUGAUCUACAGUGAUACAUUUUAUGAUGGUCUCUCACAUUUUAAUGGUACUUUGACAGGCACAUUUAUUAAUCAAGUUUGCAGACCAUGUGGUUUAAUAAAUAAAUCUUUAUACUUGA